Molecule: messenger RNA, 1521 nt
Organism: Maudiozyma barnettii
Lineage: Eukaryota; Fungi; Ascomycota; Saccharomycetes; Saccharomycetales; Saccharomycetaceae
Gene: MSA2
Product: Msa2p
Exons: 1
Coding region: 1-1521 (506 amino acids)
Source: RefSeq, a predicted model, not a curated record
AUGAUCAAUAACUAUAACAGAAACUUACUCUCCACAUUAAAUAAAGAAAUGUUAGCUCGUGAUCCACAUUCAAAUACUGUACUAUCUACACCAAUAAAAUCUGGUAAUAAUAUGUCGAACGGUGCUAAUAACCUCAAAGGUAGCAACACCAGUAUGUCCGCAGAACCAUAUGGAGGAUCCUCUCCAUUCACACCACAUUCUAGUGACAAUUUGUUUCAAUCCGUCCCAAGAAUGAACAUGAUGAGUUCGCCUCCAUCGAGUACUCAAUUGUCCUCUUCUGUGACAAAGACCCAUCGUUCAACUACUCAACAUUCAAACCCAUGCACACCUUUGAAAUUGUCUCUGACAAUUGGUGCUAAUGGGAAAGCUGCCAUUGUGAGUCCUCAUAUAUUUAAACAUUUACCUUUGAAACCGGUGUCUCCAGGUGUCACUAACGUUAACACCAUAGAAGACUCAGGAGCAAAACUGUCUAAGAAGAAUGGUAAUGGUGGUGAUGAAUUACCUGAAAAGACGAAGAUCUUGAAUUUGUUGAAAAAGAUGAGAAGUACAACUUCCUCAUUGAAUUCCUCCCCAACGAAAAAAAUGAUUAAGAAACCAAUUCAUAAGAAAAAAAUCAUUACUGCAGAGGUUACACCUGCAUCUCCAGUAGUCGACUCCAAGAAACAGAGAAGACCUUCAAUCGUUCCGGGGACUCCAUCUACUUUAACUGAAAUCACAAACAAAUUACAUCCUUUGCCUCAAGUGACUAUUUCAAAUACACCAAACGCUCCAUCUACCCCACGUACCAAACAUGCUCAGUUUAGAACUGGAUUCACCCCAUCAGUCGGGUUAGAUAUGGUCCUGUCAAAUAGUUUGUCACCACGUAUGUUUUUCACUAAUGGUAGCGGGAAUCAAGAAUCCUCUCUGGACGAUAGAAUUUUAAAAUUUAGUAGUCCAAGUACUACUUUCUCUCCAAAGACUAGGGUUCUACCAAAACCUACCACUAGUCAGUCCUUCCAGCAACAGCAACAACAGCAAUUUCCAUUCAAAUAUUCAGGUGGGGAUCCACUGUUAAUUAACGAUGUUGAAAAUGGACAUUGGUUUGAAACUAUGAAUAAUAACGGUGGAAGUAGUGGAUCUGCUACGAAUAAUAAUAACUCUUCAAUGAACAACGCAUCGUCGACUUUACUCCUGGCAUCUCCAAAACCUCAUAUUUCUACCUUCGCCUCUCCAACUCAUACUGACAGGAGAUUGAAACCUGUUAGUCUAAAUGACAGAACCAAAUUGCAAAUGGAACCAGCUACACCAAACGAUUCAAAUUUAUUGUCUAACGUAGCUACAUUACAAUUCACACCACUGAUCCAACAAACAAUGAAUGGAUCGCUAAGUAGUAAAAUGGUUGCAUCUUCUAUCACAAUGUCGCCUAUUGGUGCUAAUGAAAGAAGAAGUUCUAUCACAAAUAUUUCUGACAACGGAUCAUUAACAUCGGAAGAAAAUGAUGAUGCAGGCUUAUCAUUAAAGAAGUUGAUUAAUCGUUCCUGA